GAAAGAAAACCAUUCGAGUACAUUCGAAUACUAUUUAUAGUCAGUUCUCACCUCACUCUUCUCUUUGACAGAGAAAGAUCGAGUCGACUCAGAAACCGAAAAUGGCUGAGUUCAAAGGCCAGUCUCGCCUCCCCAAAUUCGCCGCCCCCAAACGAUACGAUAUCAAACUCGUACCCGACCUUCAGUCCUGCCAAUUCUCCGGCUCCGUUUCCAUCCACGUCGACAUCGUCGCCGAUACUCGAUUCAUCGUUCUCAAUUCCGCUGACCUUACCGUUCAUUCUGGCUCCGUCUCCUUCACCGAACCGAAAUCCUCAAAGGUCUUCCAGCCUUCAAGUGUUGAAAUUUUUGAGGCAGAUGAGAUUUUGGUUGUUGAGUUCGCAGAGACGCUUCCUAUCGGAGUUGGAGUUUUGGCUAUUGUGUUUGAAGGGAUUUUGAAUGAUAAAAUGAAGGGGUUUUAUAGAAGUACUUACGAGCAAAAUGGUGACAAGAAGAAUAUGGCUGUUACACAAUUUCAACCAGCUGAUGCUAGGAGGUGCUUUCCUUGUUGGGAUGAGCCCGCUUGCAAGGCUACAUUCAAAAUUACAUUGGAUGUGCCAUCUGAAUUAGUAGCCCUUUCCAACAUGCCAGUCAUUGAAGAAAAAGUUGAUGGACAUCUCAAAACAGUCUCAUAUCAAGAAUCACCAAUAAUGUCUACAUAUUUGGUGGCAAUUGUUGUUGGUCUGUUCGAUUUUGUGGAAGACCAUACAUCUGAUGGGAUCAAAGUUCGAGUAUAUGGUCAAGUUGGUAAGGCAAACCAAGGAAAAUUUGCAUUGCAUGUUGCUGUUAAGACCCUUGAAUUAUACAAAGAGUAUGUUGAACAUUCAAAGUUAAUAAAAUACUUUGCCGUGCCAUAUCCUUUGCCCAAAUUGGAUAUGGUCGCCGUCCCUGACUUUGCUUUUGGGGCUAUGGAGAAUUAUGGUUUGAUUAUAUAUCGUGAAAUAGCUUUGCUUUAUGAUGAUCAACAUUCAGCAGCUGCAAACAAGCAAGGGGUUGCAACUACGGUAGCUCAUGAACUCGCGCAUCAGUGGUUUGGCAAUCUUGUAACGAUGGAAUGGUGGACAGAUUUAUGGCUGAAUGAGGGAUUUGCAACAUGGGUAAGCUAUUUAGCAAAUGAUAGCUUGUUCCCGGAGUGGAAGGUAUGGACUCAAUUUCUUGAUGGAUCUAUUGAGGGUCUUAGACUGGAUGGGCUUGAAGGAUCUCACCCCAUCGAGGUGGAAAUUCGGCUUGUGUCUCAAAUUCAGGACAUAUUUGAUGCAAUCAGUUAUAAGAAAGGUGCUUCUGUUAUUCGAAUGCUCCAAAGUUAUAUCGGUGCUGAAUGUUUUCAGAGGUCACUUGCUUUGUAUAUUGAAAGACACGCUUUCUCAAAUGCAAAGACAGAAGAUCUAUGGGCUGCCCUUGAGGAAGGAUCUGGUGAGCCUGUGAACAGGCUAAUGAGUUCUUGGACGAAGCAAACAGGAUACCCAGUUGUCUCCAUCAAAGUCAAAGAUCAAAAAUUGGAGAUUCAACAGUCACGAUUCUUGUAUGGUGGUUCACAUGGGGAGGACCAGUGGAUUGUCCCAAUUACAUUAUGCUGCGGCUCAUAUGACAACCAAAUAAAUUUCCUACUAGAAUCAAAGUCUGUAGCUCUCGACAUGAACAAAUUUGGGCUUGCAGAGGCUGCAACUGGAUGGAUAAAACUUAAUGUCAACCAGACUGGUUUCUACAGGGUGAAAUACGACGAGGGUCUCGCAGAUAGACUAAGAUAUGCAAUAGAGAACAAGUACUUAACUGCACCAGAUAGAUUGGGGAUUUUGGAUGAUGCGUUUGCUCUAUGUAUGGCUAGCCAACAAUCUCUCAGCUCUUUACUUACCUUGAUGAAAUCUUACUCAGAGGAACUUGAUUAUACUGUGCUGUCUAACUUGAUUACUGUAAGUUAUAAAGUUGAAAGAAUAGUAGCUUCUGCCGUACCCGAGCUGCUGGACACCAUUAAAGAUUUUUUCAUUAAUCUAUUCCGAAAUGCUGCGCAGACUCUUGGUUGGCAACCUAAAGAUGGAGAGAGCCAUUUAGAUGCAAUGUUGAGAGGAGAAAUUUUGACUGUCUUGGCUGUAUUCGGAGAUGAUCAAACUCUCCUAGAAGCAAGUAGGCGUUUCAAUGAAUUCUUAAAUGACAGAAACACGCCACUUCUUCCUUCUGAUUUGAGAAAGGCUGCAUAUGUAGCUGUAAUGCAGAGAACUAGCGCAGCGAACAGAUUGGGUUAUGAAUCCCUUUUGAGAAUCUACAGAGAAAGUGAUCUAAGCCAGGAGAAAAUCCGGGUUUUAAGUUCACUGACAUCUUGUCCGGAUCCCAGCAUAGUUUUGGAAGCUCUUGACUUUUCGCUGACUUCUGAGGUUCGUACUCAAGAUGUUGUAUUGGUACUUAAUGUCAGCAAGGAAGGGCGUGAAACAGCUUGGAAGUGGUUGAAGGAUAACUGGGAGCACAUCUCAAAUACCUGGGGUUCUACUUAUUUAAUAACCCGCUUCAUCAGUGCGAUUGUAUCACUGUUUUCUUCAAUAGAAGAUGCCGAGGAAAUAGAGGAUUUCUUUGCAAGCCGCACCAAGCCUGGCAUGGCUAGAACCUUGAAGCAAGGCAUUGAGCGGGUGCACAUUAAUGCCGCCUGGGUUCGGAGUGUUCAACAUGAGGACCAACUUGUUGAGACCAUGAACAAUUUGUCAAACUACCACUAGGCAAUUGCAAAUGCAUGCAAAGUACAGGAACAUUUGUCCCAGAUUUAGUAGAAUUUGAUGUAUCUCAGGAAUAUGAAAGAGAUUUCAAUGAAGAUCAAGAACUUGAGCAACUUAUAAAUGGGCAAAUAAGCUUCAGGGGUUAUUCAUUUUCAAAAAGUAUGAUUUAAUUAUUGGUUUCAAUCAACCUAUUAAUACCGCCAAGAUGUAUAUAUUUGUAACUCCUAUUUUCUUUUUACAAAUUAUAACAAUUACGUAAGAUAAGAGAAGAUAUUUUUUAUUCA
This is a messenger RNA of Humulus lupulus (European hop), 3022 nucleotides long. RefSeq names its product aminopeptidase M1-like. Lineage: Eukaryota; Viridiplantae; Streptophyta; Magnoliopsida; Rosales; Cannabaceae. Gene Ontology annotation, molecular function: metalloaminopeptidase activity; zinc ion binding; peptide binding. Gene Ontology annotation, cellular component: cytoplasm. The transcript is spliced from 20 exons. The record is from RefSeq and is a predicted model, not a curated record. Gene Ontology annotation, biological process: peptide catabolic process; proteolysis. Bases 102 to 2741 code for a protein of 879 amino acids.